AUGGGCUCUCAACUUGGCCCUGACCAUGGAGCCAUGAAACCUGAGGCUGGUGGUCAUGCAGUUCUGGGUUCAGAGUCAGGAGUUGAAUGCAUGCAAAAAAAAUGUGAUGAGCCACUUGUGUCUGGACUACACCAUGCAGCUUUCAGUAGCUCGUCCUCUAUGUCUGGGAGCUAUUCACCUGGCUAUGCCAAGAUCAACAAGCGAGGGGGUGCCGGGGGAUGGUCUCCAUCAGACAGUGACCAUUAUCAGUGGCUUCAGGUUAACUUUGGCAAUCGGAAGCAGAUCAGUGCCAUAGCAACUCAAGGAAGAUACAGCAGCUCAGACUGGGUGACCCAAUAUCGCAUGCUGUACAGUGACACUGGGAGAAACUGGAAACCCUACCAUCAGGAUGGGAAUAUCUGGGCAUUUCCUGGGAACGUCAACUCCGAUAGUGUUGUCCGGCACGAUUUACAGCAUCCAGUCAUUGCCCGCUAUGUCCGCUUCGUGCCUCUGGAUUGGAAUGGAGAAGGCCGCAUUGGGCUCAGGAUCGAGGUCUAUGGCUGUUCUUACUGGGCUGAUGUUAUCAACUUCGAUGGCCAUGUUGUGUUACCAUAUAGAUUCAGAAACAAGAAGAUGAAAACACUGAAAGAUGUCAUUGCCUUGAAAUUUAAAACCUCUGAAAGUGAAGGGGUAAUCUUGCACGGGGAAGGACAGCAAGGGGAUUAUAUUACUUUGGAACUCAAAAAAGCCAAGCUGGUCUUCAGUUUAAACCUAGGAAGCAACCAGCUUGGCCCCAUAUACGGCCACACGUCCGUGAUGACAGGAAGUCUGCUGGAUGACCACCACUGGCAUUCUGUGGCCAUUGAGCGCCAGGGCCGGAGCAUCAACCUCACCCUGGACAGAAGCACGCAGCACUUCCGCACCAACGGGGAGUUCGACUACCUGGAUUUGGACUAUGAGAUAACCUUUGGAGGCAUACCUUUCUCCGGAAAGCCAAGUUCCAGCAGUAGAAAGAAUUUCAAAGGCUGCAUGGAAAGCAUUAACUACAAUGGCAUCAACAUAACAGAUCUGGCAAGAAGGAAGAAGCUUGAGCCCUCAAAUGUGGGAAAUUUGAGUUUCUCGUGUGUGGAGCCCUACACAGUGCCUGUCUUUUUCAAUGCUACCAGUUACCUGGAGGUGCCCGGACGGCUUCACCAGGACCUGUUUGUGGUUAGCUUCCAGUUCAGGACUUGGAACCCCAGUGGUCUCCUGCUUUUCAGUCAUUUUGCGGAUGACCUGGGCAACGUGGAGAUUGACCUCACUGACAGCAAAGUCGGUGUUCACAUCAACGUCACACAGACCAAGAUGAACCAGAUAGACAUUUCGUCAGGUUCUGGGUUGAAUGAUGGCCAGUGGCAUGAGGUCCGUUUCCUAGCGAAGGAGAAUUUUGCUGUUCUCACUAUCGAUGGAGAUGAAGCCUCAGCAGUUCGAACUAACAGUCCUCUUCAAGUUAAAACUGGCGAAAAGUACUUUUUUGGAGGUUAUCUGAACCAGAUGAAUAACUCAAGUCACUCUGUCCUUCAGCCUUCAUUCCAAGGAUGCAUGCAGCUCAUUCAAGUGGAUGACCAACUUGUAAAUUUAUCUGAAGUGGCACAAAGGAGGCCUGGAAGUUUUGCAAAUGUCAGCAUUGACAUGUGUGCCAUCAUAGAUAGAUGUGUGCCCAAUCACUGUGAGCAUGGUGGGAAGUGCUCUCAAACGUGGGACAGCUUCAAAUGCACUUGCGAUGAGACUGGAUACAGUGGGGCCACCUGCCACAACUCCAUCUAUGAGCCUUCCUGUGAAGCAUACAAACACCUGGGGCAGACCUCAAAUUACUACUGGAUAGAUCCUGAUGGCAGUGGACCGCUGGGGCCUCUGAAAGUUUACUGCAACAUGACAGAGGACAAAGUAUGGACCAUCGUGUCUCACGAUUUGCAGAUGCAGACGACAGUGGUGGGCUACAACCCAGAAAAGUACUCAGUAACACAGCUCAUAUACAGCGCCUCCAUGGACCAGAUCAGCGCCAUCACCAGCAGCGCCGAGUACUGUGAGCAGUAUGUCUCCUAUUUCUGCAAGAUGUCGAGGUUGUUGAACACCCCAGAUGGAAGCCCUUACACCUGGUGGGUAGGCAAAGCCAACGAGAAGCAUUACUACUGGGGAGGCUCUGGGCCUGGAAUUCAGAAAUGUGCCUGCGGCAUCGAGCGCAACUGCACGGACCCCAGAUACUACUGCAACUGUGACGCGGAUUACAAGCAGUGGAGAAAGGAUGCUGGUUUCUUAUCCUACAAAGAUCACCUGCCAGUCAGCCAGGUGGUUGUUGGAGAUACCGACCGGCAAGGCUCAGAAGCCAAACUGAGUGUGGGUCCCCUGCGCUGCCAAGGAGACCGGAAUUACUGGAAUGCGGCCUCUUUCCCAAACCCAUCAUCCUACCUGCACUUCUCCACUUUCCAAGGGGAGACCAGUGCCGACAUCUCCUUCUACUUCAAAACGUUAAUCCCCCGGGGCGUGUUUCUUGAAAAUCUAGGGAACACAGAUUUCAUCAAACUCGAACUGAAAUCUGCCACAGAAGUGUCCUUUUCAUUUGAUGUCGGGAACGGACCAGUGGAGAUGGUGGUGAGGUCGCCCACCCCACUCAACGAUGACCAGUGGCAUCGGGUCACCGCGGAGAGGAACGUCAAGCAGGCCAGCCUGCAGGUGGACCGGCUGCCACAGCAGGUCCGCAAGGCCCCGACGGAGGGCCACACCCGCCUGGAGCUGUACAGCCAGCUGUUUGUGGGUGGUGCUGGAGGCCAGCAAGGCUUCCUGGGCUGCAUCCGCUCCCUAAGGAUGAAUGGGGUGACACUGGACUUGGAAGAGAGAGCCAAGGUCACAUCUGGUUUCAAAUCCGGGUGCUCAGGCCACUGCACCAGCUACGGGGCCAACUGUGAGAAUGGCGGCAAGUGCAUAGAGAAGUACCACGGCUAUUCCUGCGAUUGCUCCAACACAGCCUAUGACGGAACAUUUUGCAACAAAGACGUGGGUGCGUUUUUUGAAGAGGGGAUGUGGCUGCGGUAUAACUUCCAAGCCCCCGGGAUCGGGGCCCGGGAGUCGGGCGGCAGAUCGGAGAACUCCGCGGACCCGCAGAACGGAGCCGCGGACCUGGCGGGCGAGGAGAUCCGCUUCAGCUUCAGCACCACCAAGGCGCCCUGCAUCCUCCUCUACGUCAGCUCCUUCACCACCGACUUCCUGGCGGCACUCGUCAAACCCACCGGAAGCCUCCAGAUCCGGUACAACCUGGGUGGCACCCGGGAGCCCUAUGACAUUGAUGUGGACCACCGGAGCACAGCCAACGGCCAGCCCCACAGCGUUAACAUCACCCGCCGCGAGAGGACCGUCACCCUCAAGCUGGAUCACUAUCCUUCUGUGAGUUACCACCUGCCAAGUUCAUCCGACACGCUCUUCAAUUCUCCCAAGUCGCUCUUCCUAGGAAAAGUCAUCGAAACAGGAAAGAUCGACCAAGAGAUCCACAAGUACAACACCCCGGGGUUCACCGGGUGCCUCUCCAGAGUCCAGUUCAACCAAAUCGCCCCUCUCAAGGCGGCCUUGAGGCAGACCAACGCCUCAGCUCACGUGCACAUCCAGGGCGAGCUGGUGGAAUCCAACUGCGGGGCCUCCCCGCUCACCCUGUCACCCAUGUCGUCCGCCACCGACCCCUGGCACUUGGACCACCUGGAUUCAGCCAGUGCUGAUUUUCCGUAUAACCCAGGACAAGGCCAGGCGAUAAGAAAUGGAGUCAACAGGAACUCGGCCAUCAUCGGAGGGGUCAUUGCCGUGGUGAUCUUCACCAUCCUCUGCACCUUGGUCUUCCUCAUUCGCUACAUGUUCCGUCACAAGGGCACCUACCACACCAACGAGGCGAAGGGGGCGGAGUCCGCCGAGAGCGCCGACGCCGCCAUCAUGAACAACGACCCCAACUUCACAGAGACCAUCGACGAGAGCAAAAAGGAAUGGCUCAUUUGA
Rangifer tarandus platyrhynchus (Svalbard reindeer) is the source of this 3996-nucleotide messenger RNA. Lineage: Eukaryota; Metazoa; Chordata; Mammalia; Artiodactyla; Cervidae. The record is from the annotation of a GenBank genome assembly.